ACAGCCUCACAGGAAAAAACAAAAAGAAGGAAGAAUCGCACCUUUUAAUUUUUAGUAUUAUUAUUUGUUUUUCUUCUCUACACGUGAACUAAUGCAACACAUCUAACACUCACAAUCAAUCAAUUGAAAAAAAAAAAAAAAAAACCCUACAAGACCACGUAGCAUGGAAGAAGGAAAAAAAAAAAAAAAAAAACCUCCAUCGAAAAGCAGAAAGAGAGAAACACAGGAACCCCACCACACUACCAGCGACGAGUAAUCUCAAGAAUGGAUCAAACCUACCAACGCCACUACAGCACGGUAGCUGCAACAAGAACAGCCACCUCAAAGGAGCCCUCCCAAAUGGCAUCCAACGUAGAUCACGAGACACUUCGAUUUCUGCUGGAAGCCCCAAAAAUCAAAGGGGAGAAAGUCACAAUCAAAGUCAGGAAUGUGAAGGAUAACACCGACGAGGAAGUGACUGUCUGGGCAUACCCAAAAGACAAGAUUGCCGACACCAACGCGACAUAUGAGAAGCAUGCUCUCAUCUUCUCCUUCUCCAACGCCAGGGCAAGACUAUCCCCCAUCGAGAAAAGAAAAUGGAUGGUGAAAACCAUCCAAGAACAUGAAAACAUCAAAACAGAGGUCGACAAGUUCUCCCUGGUUGGUCUGGGUAGAACCAUGAUGAUCGUGGUGUUUAAAGAAGCAGAUCAAGCAACGCACAUACACACCAAUGAUGAUGCUCAUAAUGAUGAUGAUGAUGUUGAUGAUGAUGAUGAUGAUGAUGAUGAUGUCAGUGAUGCUGCUGCUACUGAUGAUGAUGAUGAUGAUGACGCACCAAUGAAGAUGCUCAUAAUGAUGAUGGUGAUGUCAGUAAUGCUGCUGCUGAUGAUGAUGAUGAUGAUGACGCAUGAUAGCCAUACCCACUCCGCUGGGCCCAAAGGAAGCGCCAGCCUCCAUACUGAUGAUAAUGAUGAUGACGAUGAUGAUGAUGAUGAUGAUGAUAAUGAUGAAGAUGAUGAUGAUGAUGGUGAUGGUGAUGAUGAAAACCGCCGCCGAUGAUGAUGAUGAUGAUGAUGAGGAUGAUGAUGAUGACAACGAUGAUAAAACCGAAGAUGGUGAUGAUGAAUGAAAAUUACCGCCGUUA
Chara braunii is the source of this 1123-nucleotide messenger RNA. Lineage: Eukaryota; Viridiplantae; Streptophyta; Charophyceae; Charales; Characeae. The record is from the annotation of a GenBank genome assembly.